AUGCCUUCAAUAUUUUUGGACGGAGUGACAGUGCAGUUUCCUUUCACACCGUAUGACUGUCAGAAGAAGUACAUGGAGAAAGUGAUUAAAUGUCUCAAGGAGAAGUUAAAUGGAGUCCUGGAGAGUCCCACAGGCACUGGGAAAACCUUGUGUCUACUCUGUGCCACCUUGGCUUGGAGGGAGCACUUCAAAGACACCAUCUCUGCACAGAAAAUAUCUGAAAGGUUGGAGGGAAAAGAGAUGUUUACCAAUAAAUCUCUAGAAUUUUGGGGAUCCGCUUCAGAAGCUGGUUCUACGGCAGUCUCUUACAGUGAUGUUCCCCAGAUCAUAUAUGCAUCACGGACACACUCACAGCUUACCCAAGUGGUUAAUGAGUUAAAGAACACGUCAUACAAACCUAAGGUGUCUGUGUUGGGGUCAAGAGAGCAGUUGUGUAUCAAUCCAGAGGUGAGGCGUCAGGAAAGCAACCAUGUCAAGGUCCAUAUGUGUCGAGCGAAGGUAUCGACAAGGUCAUGUGUCUUCUACAAUAAUGUUGAAGAGAAAAGUACUGACAGAGUAUUGGUGGAAUCUAUUGUCGACAUGGAAGACCUGGUCAAAUUUGGCAACAAACAAAGGGCUUGCCCAUAUUAUCUCUCACGUUCUUUAAAACAGCAGGCUGAUGUGGUCUUUGCGCCGUAUAACUACCUGCUGGAUCCAAGGACCCGGAAAGCUCACAGCAUCGAUUUGGCUGGAUCAGUGGUCAUCUUAGAUGAAGCCCAUAAUGUAGAGAAGACGUGUGAAGAGGCAACCUCAUUUGACAUAACGCCAUAUGACCUAGCCUCUGCUAUUGAUGCGCUAACCAGAUUGCUAAGUGAACAUGUGCAACAAGCUAGCCUUGGGGAAGCUUCUUCAUCUGGUUUGCGCGAACAAAACUUGUUGUUUUUGUUAUUUGCAGAGAUUGUGUUGAAACUGGAGGAAGCUAUUGAUUCCUAUGAGGUUCAGGAUGAUAAAGGCAUAACAAAACCUGGAAUCUUCAUAUAUGAGUUGUUAGAGAGAGCCUCCUUGACAUACAAAACCAAGGACACAGUGUUUGAAGCCCUUGAGCAGAUCGUUGGAUUCUUUGCAGGACAGCCAGGUUUAUUUACCAAUACAGGUGGAUUGCAGAAGCUCAUGGAUAUGUUACAGUUGGUAUUCUGUGGUGAAGCAUCGCAGAAGGAGCUGCAACAGAAAAUGGAGGCUAAUACAGCUUCCUUUAAGGUUCACAUCCAUAAAGACACCAGCGCUCAGAAAAAACAAAAAAAUGGCGAUCCUUGGGGUUCAUCAACAAAGAAAACAGGAAACAUUCUCAGCUACUGGUGUUUUUCUCCGGGCUACAGCAUGAAGGACCUGGAGAAUCAAGGUGUUCGGUGCAUCAUUCUGACCAGUGGUACCCUCUCUCCCUUGAACUCCUUCACCUCUGAGAUGAGGAUAAAAUUUCAAGUGUCUUUGGAAAACAGCCAUGUAAUUGAGCGGGAUCAAAUCUUUGUAAGUGUCAUUGAACAGGGACCAGACAGGGUACAGUUGAGUUCAGCAUAUGAUCGAAGAUUUCUUCCUGAGAACCUGUCAUCUUUAGGAAACACCGUGGUCAAUCUGACCCGGGUUGUACCACAUGGUCUCCUUUUGUUUUUCCCAUCGUUCUACUUAAUGGAAAAAACCUUGGAGUUCUGGAGAGAACACGGACAUGCAGAUCGCAUUGAAAGCGUAAAGCCAAUGUUUAUUGAGCAAAAAGGGAAAGGAGCCUUUACUGAGACUAUUGGAGCGUAUUACAAUAAAGUGAGUGAUUCGCAAUCAAGAGGCGGAAUCUUUGCUGCAGUGUGUCGAGGAAAGGCUAGCGAGGGUCUGGAUUUUGCAAAUACAUAUGGUCGCGGUGUUAUCAUUACCGGACUCCCUUUUCCACCGAAGAUGGACCCCCGGGUCAUUCUGAAGAUGCAAUUCUUGGAUGAGAUGAACCGAAAAAAAUUAGGUGGAGAGAAGUUCCUUACAGGGCAAGAGUGGUACAGAGAGCAGGCUUUCAGAGCUGUCAACCAGGCUAUUGGCAGGGUCAUUCGCCACAAGGAUGACUAUGGAGCCAUCUUCCUUUGUGAUCAGAGGUUUAAAAGCAAAGAUGUACAAUCUCACCUUCCAUCUUGGUUGAAGCCCUAUGUACGGUCUUAUGACAACUUUGGGAACAUUGUCCGUGAUGUCUGCCAGUUCUUCAGAGUGGCACAGAAAAUGAGGCCUGUGUUGGAGAAGAAUCCUGCGACUGAUCAGUUACUCUGUCCCGCAAGUAGUUCUGAGUUGUCUGUCCCUCAUUGUUCUGGUGCUACCCAAAAGCCAUGCACUCAGAAGGCGAAAAUUGUGGAGAUGCACACUUCUACCCUUAAAAGGAGAAGAACCGAUGAAGAUAUUGAAUAUGCGAGUAUUUUUAAACAAUACGAGUCGCCGAGUCAAAAGUCUAAAAUGAAACCAGGCAGUCUGUUUGAUGCCUUGGAGCGAGUAGAGCAAAGACGACGCAAUGACGCUUUGGGAGAAGAGAUGCAAAGCAAUUGGUCCACACUGUCGCUUCAAUACGACAAGAAGAUGGAUGAAAUGAUGCGAGGGGGGAAACGCAAAAUAAAUUUGGUGCCAGAACAGAAGCCAAGUGUCUCUGUAGUUGUUACUGGCAAUGGGAAAAACAGUAUUGCGAAGACAUUCCUUGGAGAAAUGAAGUCAUCACUGAGCCAGGUCAACUUUGAGAAAAUUCGUCAAGCUCUGUAUACGUAUAAGAAAGAUGACAAUCUGGACCAGCUGCUUCUAAACACGUCUUUAUUAACCGAUGACCCUCAUACUUACAGACUUUUACGCGGUUUGUACCCCUUCGUGCGGCCACAUCACAGAAAGAUAUUUGAUGAGAAGUGCCUGGAACAGACCGGUACUGGCUGUGGGUACAAAGCGGAACACUCAGUAUAUACAGAUGAAAAGAAAGCAAGAAUGCCACCUAGUGGGGCUGAUUCAAAAACCCAAGUUCAGACCGCCUUUCUGGCUGACGUCAAAAAAGGACUCGGCCCGGAGGGAUCUGCUCAACUCUUUAAAGCUGUUAAUGACUACAAGAAGACCGACAACUAUGACAAUAUGGUGGCUGCAGCCGUGGCCUUAUUCACAGAAAAAGAUGAAAACUUCAGCCUUUUAGUCAGAUUUGGCAGCGUCAUUCGCCCUCACCAUAAGAAGCAAUACAAAGAGAUGUUGAGCGCGUUGAUGGGUCAGUCUGCUGACACAGUUCCUGCACAAAUGGACCAGACAAAAAUUGAGGAAAGGCAAUCAAGUGCAUGA
This is a messenger RNA of Nerophis lumbriciformis (worm pipefish), 3306 nucleotides long. The record is from RefSeq and is a predicted model, not a curated record. NCBI's taxonomy places the organism in Eukaryota, Metazoa, Chordata, Actinopteri, Syngnathiformes, Syngnathidae.